CUGCUGUUGUCGGCGCACCUCGACACGGUCGAACCCGGCCGAGGGAUCAACCCGUCGCUGGACGGCGACACCCUCCGUUCCGACGGCACCACUAUCCUCGGCGGGGACUGCAAGGCUGGGUUGGCCAUCGUACUGGAGGCGCUGGCCUGCGUCGCCGAGUCCAACGGCCCGCACCGGGCCGUGGAAGUGGCCUUCUCCCGCCACGAGGAAGGCGGUCUGGUUGGGGUCCGCCAUAUGGACUUCAGCCUGCUGGCCGCGAAGACGGGUAUCGUCCUCGACGGCGAGGGGGCACCCAACCGGAUCACAGUAUCGGCUCCAUCACAAAACGUGGUGACGGCCGAAAUUGUGGGACGAGCCGCCCACGCCGGUCUGGAACCGGAGAACGGGCUGUCGGCCCUGCUGGUAACCGCCGAUAUCCUAACCCGCCUCCCUUUGGGCCGCAUAGACGCGGAGACCACCGCCAACAUCGGCUGGAUGGAGGGGGGCCUCAAGCGCAACAUCGUUCCAGAACGCGCCGAAUUGGACGGAGAGUUCCGUAGCCGCAGCAACGACAAGCUGGCCUGGCUGGAGUUGCAGUUCCGCAAGGUCUUUCACGAGACCGCCGCCCGCUACCCGGAUGCCCGCAUCUCCCUGGAUAUCCGCAACACCUACCAGGCCUUUCGCAUCGAACCGCAGCACGAGAGCAUAUCCACCAUUGGCAAUGCCCUCCAACACCUCGGCCUCUCUCCCGUGUUGGAGGCAUCUGGCGGAGGCUCCGACGCCAACGUGUUCAUCGAACGCGGCAUAACUGCCCUGCCAGUGGGCAUUGGCGUCAGGUCGUUCCACACCACUUGGGAGACCGCCCUGAUCCCCGAAGUCCUGCAGGCUGCCGAGAUGUGCCACGCCGCCAUCAUGUCCGUAGACGGUAGCUGA
Molecule: messenger RNA, 912 nt
Organism: Geodia barretti
Lineage: Eukaryota; Metazoa; Porifera; Demospongiae; Tetractinellida; Geodiidae
Source: the annotation of a GenBank genome assembly